CUGAAGGAGUCGCAGCAACAAAUUCCUUACAAGAAGUUCUUGUAUAUCUGGGUUGUAUCACUCUGCACCGGCAAUGGUGUUUAAGGGUAUAGAUGUAGGACGAUUUUGUGAGUAGCAGAUCUGGAGUUUUUAUAAAUAUGGAGAUAUUCUAAAUGUACAGCUGCAAGGGAUGUGAGGACGGUGUGAGGACCGUUUUGUAAGUUUCAAAUCCGAGUUCUGGGCUCCGAAUCCCGCUCUUUUUACGCCGGCAGUCGACCUCGGAUUGCUUACGUAGCCUAUUUUACACGCCAUGUUUGCAGUAGAUGCUGUCGAGAUCGGCGUCGGAUUCGCUGCAAACACUGACGGUUGGUCACUUAGUUCGAGUAUACUGCAGUCUUAAUAGAGCAGUGAUGAAAUCUUGAAGGUUAUGACAGAGUCGUGCUCUGUUAUUCCCAUGGAUCUUUCGUUUGUCAUCCUUCUUCCCGGAGCCUCGGAGGCCGGCCAAUUAACCAUUAAUGCAAUUACGGGGAUCCUCCAUGAGCUUGAAAUGAAACAGUAUAGGCAGGGUCAAGGUUAGCAAUGGCUACUCCAUGUCUCCAUCUGAACUUUCUUCCCUGUGUGCGACGGCAGAGAGCCCUUCCAACCGCUUCCAAGAGAAGAGGGCUUCACUUUCAAUUGUGAUUUCCCAGCAGGGGGCCCUAGACAUUUUCUGUGGCCCUUCCAAUUAUAAUCCUGAAAAUCCUUGAGAGCGGACAGCGGGUCUUUGGGAUUUUUUAUUAUUGAUUGCUUGGCCUGAUAGGAUACUGAAUUGAUUUAGAAUCUUCAUAAUGGCAUGACAAUUAUGGAGGUCAGAUUUAGCAAACAACCAACAAUCAUUCCCGAAGAGUAGAUGAAAAAUAACUUCGGCGCUUCUUCCUUCCUAACUGAAUGCCUUGGGGCUGACAGUCAGCAUGCAUUCACAGUAAAUAUUACCUCAUUAUAUCGCAAAAACCUGACAUUCCAUAAAGCACCAUUCUGUUAUUGGUGCAUUAUGCGUUCGGUCGAUGAACGUGAGUUUGAGUAUGAGAGCGGCCACUUUGUGUACAAGAUGCCAAAAAUUACCUCGAAGUCCACUCCUCCCAAGAUGCGGGAUAGCCAGGACCAACAUUGGCUUUGCCAAUCUCAUCACUCUUUCCAUAUAUGUACUUCAUGAUCAGAGACUUCCAUAUAGCAAAACGAGAGGAAGAUAUUGGUUUCUAUGCAGGAUUUGUUGGAUCUUCAUUCAUGAUUGGAAGAGCUUUAACUUCAGUUUUCUGGGGAGUGGUAGCAGAUAGAUAUGGUCGAAAACCUGUUAUAUUGAUUGGGACAAUUUCAGUGGUUAUAUUCAAUACACUCUUUGGCCUCAGUACAAGCCUUUGGAUGGCAGUUUCUAUGAGGUUUCUUCUUGGAUGUUUCAAUUGCAUGCUUGGGCCAAUAAGGGCAUAUGCUUCAGAAGUUUGCCAUGAAAAGUAUCAUGCUUUAGGACAAUCAAUUGCUAGUACAUCAAGGGGCAUUGGGUUUAUUAUUGGUCCAGCUAUAGGAGGUUUCUUUGUACAGCCUGCAGAGAAAUAUCCAAAUAUAUUUUCUGAUAAUUCUCUGUUUGCAAGGUUUCCAUACUUCUUACCAUGCCUUAUCAUAUCAAUCUUUGCUCUGGGGGCAUUUAUUUCUUGUUUUUGGAUUCCGGAAACAUUGCAUAUGCAUAACAGAAAUAACAAGGAAGAAUCAUAUGAUGCACUGGAAGCUUCUUCACAUAGAUCUGAUGAGAAGGAAGAAAUGAAAGAAACUGAACAAACUGGGCCACCUUCCAGACUAAGCCUCUUAAGGAAUUGGCCCUUAAUGUCAACUAUAAUUGUAUAUUGUAUUUUCUCACUUCAUGAGAUUGCUUAUGCAGAGGUAUUCUCACUAUGGGCUGUUAGUGAUAGAAAAUAUGGAGGUUUGGGCUUCUCAUCUCAAAGUGUUGGUGAAGUUCUUGCAAUCUCUGGUUUUGGUCUUCUGCUAUUUCAGCUUUUCCUAUAUCCAAGUAUUGAGAAAUUUCUCGGGCCAAUAAUGGUUUCCCGCCUUGCAGCGGUUUUGUCAAUUCCAUUGUUGUCAAGUUAUCCCUUUAUAGCUCGGCUAUCAGGCUUCACUCUUCAAUUAGUGAUAAAUUGUGCUUCCAUAUUGAAGAAUGUCCUAUCUGUGGUAACUCUUACUGGAUUAUUUAUUCUUCUGAAUAGUGCUGUUCCCCAACAUCAAAGAGGAGCUGCAAAUGGCAUUUCGAUGACCUUAAUGUCUACUUUCAAAGCAAUUGGUCCUGCAGGAGGAGGCUCUCUAUUCUCACUAGCACAAAAGCGUCAACAUGCUGCCUUCCUUCCAGGUGAUCAGAUAGUUUUCUUCAUACUAAAUGUAAUUACUGCAGUUGAAGUGGUCCUGACUUUCAAACCAUUUCUAACUCGGCCCUAAUGCGUGAAGCUAAUAUGCCGUCUAUUGAGCCUGCAGACUCCUUUUUGGUAGUUUCUCUAUGAAAUGAAGUUGUCCACCCCUAUCCCAGUUAUUAUGCAUGAUAACUCUUCUCAAAAGAAAAAAAAUGCUUGAUUACAAUUGCUAUAUUCCUGGACAACUGUAAAUCAAUUCUAAUACUAGAAUUAACUGUAGCAUGGUCUACUUUCUAAAGUAAAGAUCACAAUGAAGUUGUAAAGUUGGGUGGUUAUGGGAUUCGAGGAUGGGCUACCCCUGGUUGUGUAGCCCAAUGAAAAAAAAAAAAAAAAGAAGCUAGAGGUUCGAUAAACAAUGCAAUUUAUUUCCAA
This is a messenger RNA of Nelumbo nucifera (sacred lotus), 2780 nucleotides long. Lineage: Eukaryota; Viridiplantae; Streptophyta; Magnoliopsida; Proteales; Nelumbonaceae. The record is from RefSeq and is a predicted model, not a curated record.